AAAAAGGGCAAUAGAGAGUGAAGGGUGUUUGCUUGGAGGAGGGGUCGAGAUCAGGCGACAAUGACGAUGCUCCAAACACCCUCCUCCCCUCUUAUUAUAUAAACACCCUCAUUUCCUUUCUUUUUCUUCACUAAAAUCCUCGAAUCCCUCAUCUUUGUCUUUCUUCAAAUUUUCUUCGUUUUUAUUUCUGAUUAUCAGUAACCAUGUCUUGCUACAAGGGAAAGUACGCCGAUGAGCUCAUUGCCAAUGCUGCAUACAUUGGCACCCCUGGCAAGGGCAUCCUCGCAGCUGAUGAGUCCACCGGCACAAUCGGCAAGCGUCUCUCGAGCAUCAACGUUGAGAACGUCGAGACCAACAGGAGGGCCCUUCGCGAGCUUCUCUUCACCACCCCUGGUGCCCUUCAGUACCUCAGUGGCGUCAUCCUCUUCGAGGAAACUCUGUACCAGAAAACCGCAGCUGGCAAACCCUUUGUUGAUGUCCUGAAGGAAGGCGGUGUCCUCCCCGGAAUCAAGGUCGACAAGGGCACGGUCGAGCUCGCCGGCACCAACGGCGAGACCACGACCCAGGGCCUCGACGGGCUCGCCCAGCGCUGCCAGCAGUACUACAAUGCCGGGGCCCGCUUCGCCAAGUGGCGGGCCGUCCUCAAGAUUGGGCCCAACGAGCCCUCCCAGCUCGCCAUCAACGAGAACGCCAACGGGCUGGCCCGUUACGCCAUCAUCUGCCAGGAGAACGGGCUUGUCCCAAUCGUCGAGCCCGAGAUACUCGUCGACGGGCCCCACGACAUCGACAGGUGUGCAGAUGUAACCGAGCGUGUCCUUGCGGCCUGCUACAAGGCCCUCAACGACCAUCACGUUCUUCUCGAGGGUACCCUUCUGAAGCCCAACAUGGUGACUCCAGGGUCGGAUGCUGCCAAGGUGGCGCCUGAGGUGGUGGCCGAGUACACUGUUCGGGCCCUGCAGCGCACGAUGCCGGCUGCAGUUCCAGCUGUGGUGUUUUUGUCGGGCGGGCAGAGUGAAGAGGAGGCCACCCGCAAUCUCAAUGCCAUGAACAAGCUCAAGACCAAGAAGCCGUGGAGCCUCAGUUUCUCGUUCGGGAGGGCCCUGCAGCAGAGCACACUCAAGGCAUGGGCUGGCAAGGAAGAGAACAUUCCGAAGGCUCAGGCUGCGUUCUUGGCCAGGUGUAAGGCGAAUUCUGAAGCGACGCUUGGGACUUACCAGGGUAGUGGGAGUCUGAGCGAGGGUGCGUCUGAGAGCCUCCAUGUCAAGGACUACAAGUACUAGGUUUUUUUUGAUCUGGUUGCGUAUUUUUAUGCUCGAUGGCUCGUGUUUUGUUUGAUCUUCGUAGACUUUUUGCGAUUAUAAUAAGGUUGGUUUGAGGAACAUCAGCAGCUAUUGAGUGAGGAUUAUUUUUUUUGGGUGUUAUUAUCGUCGGCUCUAUAGUGUGUUUUAACUAAUCUCUGGCCAUUGGUGGCAAUUUGAUUUGCUUUAUCGUAUGUUCGAAUUUGAAUUGAUAUCAUUGAAUUUUGGAGCAAUUUGAUUUGCUUUAUCUUAUGUUCGAUUUUGAAUUGAUAUCAUUGAAUUUUGGAGUUACAGUUGUGUUUUGCAUAA
Molecule: messenger RNA, 1607 nt
Organism: Striga asiatica
Lineage: Eukaryota; Viridiplantae; Streptophyta; Magnoliopsida; Lamiales; Orobanchaceae
Source: the annotation of a GenBank genome assembly